Molecule: messenger RNA, 5654 nt
Organism: Engraulis encrasicolus (European anchovy)
Lineage: Eukaryota; Metazoa; Chordata; Actinopteri; Clupeiformes; Engraulidae
Gene: uggt2
Product: UDP-glucose glycoprotein glucosyltransferase 2
Exons: 40
Coding region: 28-4596 (1522 amino acids)
Cellular component (GO): endoplasmic reticulum
Molecular function (GO): UDP-glucose:glycoprotein glucosyltransferase activity
Source: RefSeq, a predicted model, not a curated record
GCGGCCACUCAAACCGGGGACCAGAUAAUGAGGACCGUCAUCCAGUUGCUGUUGCUGCUGCUGUCACUGCAUCACGCCCAUGCUGCAUCCAAAGGUGUUGAAGCCAGCCUGAAAGCCAAGUGGCCAAUGACGCCCUUGUUACUGGAGACAAGUGAAUUCGUUGGCGAAGAUGGGGAAGAGAAGUUCUGGCAGUUUGUUGAAACUGUGAAGGAGCUCACUGUCUACAAGAAUGGGGAGUCUGUGAGAUCAUAUUACAACCUCAUUAUAAAGAAAGCCGGCCAGUUUUUGACCGAUCUUCAGGUCAAUCUCCUGAGACUUGCUCUCUCAUUGAGAGCGUAUUCGCCUGCUGUCCACGCAUUCCAGCAAAUCGCCAGCGAUGAGCCUCCCCCUGAGGGUUGCUCUGCGUUCGUCUCGGUACACGGCCAGCUCGCCUGCAGCACCAAAGACCUCAAGAAGCACCUCAAGGCCGCCGCAGGCAGGCCAAAGCCAUACCUGUACAAGAGUGAUCACAAGUUCCCUGGAGUCAACAGCACAGAUCUUCCAGUGGCAAUCCUCUAUGCUGAGAUUGGGACCAAGAAGUUUAACACUUUCCACAAGGUCCUCGCGGAAAAGGCUGGAGAUGGCAAACUCAUUUACGUGCUUCGUCACUUCAUAGCGGAACCAAAGCCAAGAAAGAUGCUCCUGUCUGGCUAUGGCGUUGAACUGGCCAUUAAAAGUACAGAAUACAAGGCUGUUGAUGAUACCCAAGUCAAAGAGGCUAAAUCCGAAGCAGACGGUGGGGAUGAUGAUGCGGACGAGGUUCAAGGUUUUCUUUUUGGAAAACUCAAGAAAUCCCACCCAGAUUUGAAGGACCAAUUAAAAGAAUUUAAGAAGCACCUUCUGGAAAGCAGCAAUGAUAUGGCCCCGUUGAAGGUGUGGGAGCUGCAAGAUCUCAGCUUCCAGGCAGCGUCCAGAAUCAUCUCCGCACCUAAGUUCGACUCUCUCAAGUUAAUGCAGGACUUGAGUCAAAACUUUCCCAGCAAAGCAAGAUCACUGACACGGGUGGCUGUAAACCACGAAAUGAGAACAGAAAUUGAAGAGAACCAAAAGCGUCUGAGCGACAGCAUGGGCCUCCACCCGGGAGACGCGGCGCUCUUCAUUAACGGCAUCCACAUUGAUCUGGACGUCCACAACCCCUUCAGCAUCUUGGACGUGGUGCGAGGGGAGGCUCGGGUCCUGGAGGGCCUCCAUAACCUGGGCAUCAAAGGGGACCAGGUGGGCAAGUUUCUGCGCUUGCCCAAGAACGCGGUGGAGGACAGCUAUGCCCUGGAUAUACGACACUCUGCCAUCGCGUGGGUUAAUGACAUCGAGAGCGACUCCAUGUAUCAGUCAUGGCCUUCGGGCAUCCAGGAGCUUCUGAGGGCCACGUUCCCCGGUGUCAUCCGUCAGAUACGCCGCAACUUCUUCAGUCUGGUUUUGUUUCUCGACCCCACUCAAGAAGACAGCGCUGAGCUGGUCAAACUCGCUGAGCUUUUUUACAAACACAAAAUUCCACUCAGGAUCGGAUUCGUAUUUGUGGUCAAUACAGAUGACAAAGUUGACGGAUUCUCAGAUGCUGGAGUAGCAUUUUGCAGGCUUUGGAGCUACAUUGAAGAGGAGUAUGAUAUAUCCCAGGCCUUCUUGUCCAUGAUAUCAAUGUACAACAAAGUGGACGUGGGGGAGACGCUGUCUGCGGAGACCGUGUCUGCCUAUUUGAAGAGGAAAUUUCCCAAAGCCAACGCUGCCAAGAUCCUGGGAGUGGAGUCAGAUUACGAUGAAAGGCGAAGGGAGGGCGGGUUGUUCUACAGGAAGACAGGCUUGGGCUCCCUGCCUGUGGGCCUCUUCAACGGCGUGCCCCUGAAGGAGGAGGAGAUGGAGCCGGAGGAGCUGGAGACCAUACUGCUGCAGCGCAUCAUGGACACCACCAACUUCUUCCAGAGAGCCGUCUUCAUGGGCCAGCUGAGUGAGGGAGUGGACGUGGUAGACUACCUAAUGGACCAGCCCAAUGUGGUGCCGCGCAUCAACCCCCUCAUCCUCAACCCAGACAGGAAAUACCUGGACUUCACCGCCUCUCCAGUGUCGGAUGACUGGACGGAUUCCUCCAUGUUCUCAUAUAUGGACACAAAGGAUAAAAUUGUUGUUGUCCAGAGGCGAAUGAAAUACUUCACGAAGACUGAGGAGGAAUUGGUUCAAGGAGUGACCGUUUGGGUAAUUGCGGAUAUCGGGACGGCGUCUGGGAGGAGGCUGCUGCUUAGUGCUCUAAAGCAUAUGAAGUCCAGCUCUGGUACUCGUGUGGGUGUGAUUAAUAACCCCAGUGGGAAGGUGUCUGAGGAGAGCUCGCUGCUGUACCGGGCGCUGUGGGCCUCCCUCCUCACCCACAAGCCCAAGGAGACGCUGGCCUUCGCCCUGCACCUCCUCCAGGAGGAGAGCAUCCAGCUGCUGCAGCAAGGCACCAGGAUGAAGGAGCUGCUGCUGCCCGGCAUGGAGGAGGACUCGUUCUCCAAGAGGCUGAACACCAUGGAGCUGGAAUUCCUCCUCAGCCAGCAGCACUUCUGCCAGUCCACGCUGAAGCUCCGCCCCGGCCAGAGGGCGCUGGUCAGCAACGGCAGGAUCUUGGGACCAUUUGAGGAGGAGGAGGAGCUCAGUCCAGACGAUUUUCAUUUGCUGGAGAAGAUAACGCUCAGCACAUCGGCCGAGAAAAUCAGAGCCAAAGUCAAACAGAUGGGUCUGAAGGGAGAAAAAGGCUCGGAGCUGGUCAUGAGGGUGGACGCUCUGCUGUCUGCCGCCCCCAAGUCAGAGGCCAGGAAGGAGGUGAAGCUGCCCAGAGACAAGCACAGUGUUGUGCACCUGCCCCCCCGUGAGGACGAGCUGUUCUAUGAUGUCAUCGCCAUCGUAGACCCCCUGACCAGGGAAGCACAGAAGCUCUCGCCACUACUGAGUGUGCUGGGACAAGUGGUCAAUAUGAAACUGCAGGUGUUUCUGAACUGCAGGGCCAAGCUGUCCGAGAUGCCCCUGAAGAGUUUCUACCGGUACGUCCUGCAGCCCGACGUCUCGUUCCUGGGCAACGACACCCUGUCGCCGGGGCCCGUGGCUCGCUUCGCGGACAUGCCCGAGUCGCCCCUGCUGACGCUCAACAUGAUCACCCCCGAGAGCUGGAUGGUGGAGGCAGUCAGGAGCCCUCACGACCUGGACAACAUCCACCUGCAGGAGGUGAGUGGCGUGGUGUCUGCGGAGUACGAGUUGGAGCACCUGCUGCUGGAGGGCCACUGCUUUGACCUGUCGAGCGGCCAGCCCCCCCGCGGCCUGCAGUUCACCCUGGGCAUGAGCCAACACCCCCUCAUGCAGGACACCAUCGUCAUGGCCAACCUGGGUUACUUUCAGCUGAAGGCCAACCCAGGGGCCUGGACACUUCGGCUGCGUGAAGGCCGCUCAGAGGAUAUCUACCAAAUACUUGCGCAUGAUGGUACAGACUCCCCUGCUGACGCUGGAGAUGUCAUUGUGGUCCUGAACAGCUUCCACAGCAAGAUUAUCAAAGUCAGGGUCCAGAAGCAUCCUGACAAACUGCACGAAGACCUUCUGAGUGAAGCUACAGAGAGCAAAGGGCUGUGGGACUCGUUAACAAGUAUGGCCGGCGUUGGCUCCGAUGAUGAGGAGAAGAAGAGGAAGCAGGAAGACGUGCUCAACAUCUUCUCAGUGGCCUCCGGACAUCUGUACGAGCGCUUCCUGAGGAUAAUGAUGCUCUCGGUCCUCCAGCAUACCCAAACCCCUGUCAAGUUCUGGUUCCUCAAGAAUUACCUCUCCCCCUCCUUCAAGGAGACCAUACCUCACAUGGCAAAGGCCUACGGCUUCCAGUACGAGCUGGUGCAGUACACGUGGCCUCGCUGGCUCCACCAGCAGACAGAGAAGCAGCGCAUCAUCUGGGGCUACAAGAUCCUCUUCCUGGACGUCCUCUUCCCCCUGGCCGUCAACAAGAUCAUCUUUGUAGACGCAGAUCAGAUUGUACGGACCGACUUGAAGGAGUUAAGGGAAUUGGAUCUGGAGGGGGCCCCCUACGGCUACACGCCGUUCUGCGACAGCCGCAGAGACAUGGACGGAUAUCGAUUUUGGAAGACGGGCUACUGGGCCUCCCACCUGGGCCACAGGAAAUACCAUAUCAGUGCGCUGUACGUGGUGGAUCUGAAGAAGUUCAGGAAGAUUGCAGCUGGCGACCGGCUACGCGGCCAGUACCAAGCUCUGAGCCAAGACCCCAACAGCCUCUCCAACUUGGACCAGGACCUCCCCAACAACAUGAUCCACCAGGUGGCGAUCAAGUCUCUGCCUCAGGAGUGGCUGUGGUGCGAGACCUGGUGCGACGAUGGGUCCAAGACCACGGCCAAAACCAUAGACCUGUGCAACAACCCCAAGACCAAAGAGCCAAAGCUGGCUGCCGCUGCCAGGAUUGUGCCCGAGUGGACCAAGUAUGACACCGAGAUCAAGAACUUCCUCCAGCAAAUAGACGAGAAGGGAAGAGGGCCACAUCUCAACGGCCAGGCUGGAGCGACACCAGACAACACAGUAAACCAACGUGAUGAGCUUUAGCACCUGCCGCCGCCGCCGGUGUACACGGGGUGCCGAAGAGGAACGUGAGAUUUGCACCUAAAUCCUCCUGUGAAGCUUGAAAGACUACAGCUGUGCAAAGAUGUACAUUUCUCAUCAGCAGUGCCAGGAACGUAUUACACAUACACAGGCCAAGUGCUGCCAGUUCAGGGGCUCUACUCCUCCCAGCAGGCAAUUUUUUUUGUAUCUAGAAGGAAUUUCGUAAUAGUACUUUUUGUAUUUAUGGACUCACUGCGCUCAAGAUUUCUCUACAGAUCUCUAGCUGGAACUGCUGUACUGAACAUGGCCAUGAGCUUGUAUCCCCUUCUGUGACACUGCAACAAAAGAACUUACCAGAGAAGGAGGUCAGGAGCGGCUAUUUCUGUCCUCAGUCUGUCUCAUAGUGGUAUGACUGACUGACUGACUGACUGGCUGGCUGUACAACAUGAGUGGAUUUUUGCACUGGUUAUAGGUAUAAUUCAUCUUGUUUAUUUGUUCUAUUACCUGAGGCACAUUUCUGUAUGGGUGGCAUGUUAUUAUUAUUUUUUGGUCUGAUCAGUCGAUGCCGUCCAUUACUGCUGUGAACAAUCCAAAGUAAAUGAAAAAUAAGCGGCCCAGCUAUGAAAUAUGAAGGUAGCCAAGUUUCCAACCACCCCUUCUUGUUGUUUUUCUUACAUUCCUGUUACAUUUGUAUCAUAUGGCUCAUUUAAUUCCACUUAUGCAUAUAUUGCACUAUGCUGUUUACCUGAAAGAGUUGAUAUUAAAUUCUAUAGGCAGCACCCAAUGAGAAGUUGUUACAGCAGCUGUGCUCCUCAGACUAGAGGUCAGUGCAUUAUAAUACAUUCACAAGAUAACUGGCUAAUAAUUUACAGUCUGCAGUGCAGUAUCUGUGGAGGCUGCCAGGAUAUAUGAGCAAGAUACAUACUGUCCUUUAAAAACAAGACGAAAGACGAAGCCUUUACAUUUCCUACCUUUCACUUUUUUUAUUUCCUCAAUCACUUCAAUUCCAUUUUUGUUGUCUGUUUUUCUUGAUGUUUAUUUAUAAAGGGAAAUACAGAAGA